Molecule: messenger RNA, 1809 nt
Organism: Erigeron canadensis
Lineage: Eukaryota; Viridiplantae; Streptophyta; Magnoliopsida; Asterales; Asteraceae
Product: protein IQ-DOMAIN 30
Exons: 6
Coding region: 170-1573 (467 amino acids)
Molecular function (GO): protein binding
Source: RefSeq, a predicted model, not a curated record
UGAUUUUUUUUAUUUUUUUUUUGUGGUUUUCGUGUGUUGUAACUAAUUAUGCAUGUUCUGGGAAUGGUGAAUUUAGGAUAUUCAUGUGCGGUAACUUGUUGAGUUUUCCUAAAAUUAGUGAGAGCAGAGUCUUCUUUUUCCUAUUACGCUAAUUUUAAGGCUUAGAGCAAUGGGAAAAUCACCUGGAAAAUGGAUAAAGACUCUAAUAUUUGGGAAGAAAUCAUCAAGAACAAAACAGAAAAGAUGGGAAGAUGGAAAAGAAGCGUCAGUCUUACUAGAUCAGGUUCGGAUGACAAACGUUGCCUUAAACGUCUGUGAAAUGGGUGACGAAACAAUAAAAGAACACGUACAACAUGAUCAUUCACAAGAUGAAAUAGGAACACCAGCGCCUGCCAACCAAACCUUAUGCAUAACAAAACCAAUUGAAGUAAACACACAAAAUGAUUCUGAUAGAAUCAAAGAACAAGCUGCCAUAGAUGUGCAGGCUGCUUUGAGAGGCUACUUGGCUCGUCGUGAAUUUUGGACACUCAAAGGCAUUAGGAGAUUACAAGCACUUAUUCGUGGACACUUGGUGAGGCGACAAGCCAUUUCAACUUUACACUGUAUGUUCCAAGUUGUCAAGUUCCAGGCACUUGCUCGUGGUAUAAAGAUUAGGCACUCGAAUCCUAGACUUAAAGAGCAAAAAAGAUUCACUCAAGUAACCAAUCAGGUUGUGUCUAUAGUUGAAAUUAAAACAUCUACGGAAAAGCUAAAGCUAUUAGCCAAUGGUUUUGCUCGUAAGAUUGCAAAUUCAUCUCCUACUGCAGUACCACUGCACUUCCAUUAUAACUCAGAUGAAGCAAACUCAGUUUUGAGCUGGCUGGAGCGAUGGUCAAAGGCCCGUUGUUGGCAACUGCUUCCAAAACCAAAAGCUGCUCAACCUUCAAAAUUCCAGAAGCCACACACCGACCGUAGAUCAUCAUCGGUGAUAAGUGUAGAGAUCAUUGCUUCUGAAUUUGAUAAGCCCAUACGACAUCUGAGAAAGGUUUCCUCAUCAAAUGAACCCGCAAACUUUAUUGAAGAGAAUCCUGAACUUGUGCUUGAGAGGGUCAAACGCAAUUUAAGAAAAGUUGACAACCCUGUCUUACAGAUUACCACAUCUGAUAACACUCAAAAAAUAACACCAAAACCUGAAAAACUCAUCAGCAUCAGUAAAACUGAUGAAAUACUGGAAGAAGUACGUGAGAAUACAAAAGAAGACGAAAAUGUUGAUGAAAAGAAUAAACUAAAAAGAAGAGGUUCGGUUCGAGUGAAUCAGGAGUUAGCCGAGAAUAAUGACCCAUUAAAGAUAAAGAAGUCAGUUCCAAGCUACAUGGCUACAACGGUAUCUGCUAAAGCAAAGCUAAGAAGCCAAGAUGGCCUUGAAACUGAUCCGACUACUUUAAGCCGUCGAUAUUCUCUGCCUUCUUUGGCAAAUCCCAAAGUUUCACUUUCCCCAGGGGCGCAAACAACUGGGAAACUAAAGAACGAUAGAUCUCUCCAGUUGUCAAGAGACGGCAGUGUGAAGGUGAACCCAGUUGAGUGGCGGCUUUGAUGUUGCAGGGUAACUGGCUCAUCAAGGGAUCAAAAGAUUGAACCGAUAAGCCUGAAUCUACCGUAGUUAUAAUUAUAGAUCAUUAACUAGUGUACUAAAUUUAUACGUGUGAGAUGCUGAAAGUUGCUCUAGGCUUUGCUUUGAAUAUUACUCGUAUCUUAUUUGGGAGAUGGAGAGAUGUUUGGUGUGAUUUUGUUUGGGGUUGAAUGGAGUUUUAAAUUAAAGGUUGCUAAUAA